AUGGAUCGUUUGAAAGAGUUGGAGAAAAAGAGGAAGCAGCUGCAAGAGCUACGAGAGAGGAGAAAGGAUGCGCAUAAUGCAACAUUAUUGAAUAAAUUACAGGAACAUAAGCAAACAGAGAAUACGAGAAGUACAGCGGUAGAGAUGGUCACUAUCUCGGUCCAGACAGAGUCGAUCGACAGCUCCAUGGAAUCUAUGACUGUAGGCCAUGAUUCCAGUCAAUUAAGUAAGGAAAAAGGGGAGCUUAUUACAUUUGAUAAGAGUAUCCAAACUGACUCUUAUCAUGAGUUUGAAGUAAAGGAACCCAUCGAUCUUACUAAGAACCAGAUUGGCGAAAGUCAAGAGGAAUUGAUGGAACUUGAUGCCAAUGUUCAAAAUGAUAUAGAAAAAUACGAUUCCAAGAGUCUAAAAGAUAUUGAAUAUUUAUACCCAAUGUUGAUGAAAACCGACUAUAAACAAAAUACAGAUCAGUUAACCUUUUCUAUAAUAGAGUUAAUGGAUAGCAUGAAUAAUGAAUCCGUUACCAAUAAAAUCAACCAAAAUGCGAUUGACAUUAGAAAUGGCGAUUCAUUAAAAUUUAUUAAUAAAAUUGAGUCUCAGAUACCGAAAGCAGAUAGUCAAAUUUUGAAUAGCAUAGCCAUUGACAGCUAUGGACCAUUAUUAGCAGUGCUUUACGUUUGCAAACCAAUGAUGAAUGGGAGUCUAUCUAGUAUCACCUCAUCUUAUGUUGAGGUCCAUGAUUAUCAUAAAAGCAUUUUAAUAGAUAGAGUAGAGUUUCAAGGCCAAUCCUUAGUAACUUGCAAGUUCCUUCGUAAACGAUCCCAUUCAAAAGUCACAUCUUUGUUGUUGACUGCUCUCAGUGGGAAGAUAUACUUAUACGAAAUAAAAGCAGUAACAUCAACGGAAUUAGAUAUGCCAGUAACUAAGGUAAAGUUUCAAAGAAAUAUAAUAUACAAAAAUUAUCACUAUGCACCAGUCUAUGCGAUUUUUGAAUACAAUUACGAGACUAAUAAAUUUUCAUCCUUUAGUGAUGACAGAUUUUUGAGCAUAAGUAAUGUUGGCGCAUUGAAUGAAAUAUCUUCCUUAGAUUUAAGCUUAUAUGUGGAUAAUUCACCUGUUAGCCAAUGCUUACAUAAUAUUAUAAUACAACCACCUCGAAGAGCUGCAUUGAUCAGUUAUACAGGUCCAAACAAAAAUCUAUCAGAUGAAUUAAUUGACAAUGACGAUUACGAAUCAGAUACAUCAUCUACUGAAGAUGAAACUAGAAGGAAAUUCAAAAAUAAGUCACAUAAGGAAAUAACGCAAGAGAUCUUUCUUCGUAAUUUACAGAAAGUGAGUCUAUACUCAAAAUUGACUGUAUUGAAAAUGGCUGUCUCCAUUGGAAAUGAAAACUUCAUAUAUGUUGGUACAGAAGAUGGUGGAAUCUAUAAAUUAUCACUAAAUGAUAUCAAAGAUGAUAAAUUAACCGUAUCAUUAUUCAAUAAUAAUUUUUUACCAGUGGAAGAUGAUACAUCCUUUGAAUACCUCUUUCACUCUAGUCCCGUUACAUCUCUGACUAUAAAUAAAAGCAACUAUCUGCUCUCGACAUCUUUAGACUGGACCUGCAAACUUUGGGAUACUAUUACUGAUAUGGCAAUUGGUAAAUAUAAUUUUAAUGCUCCUGUCCUACAAGGAGAAUGGAUAUAUCCAAAUUCAACUAACCGCUCUUCUAUCUUUACAGCUUGCAUUUCUUGGCAAGAAUUUACAAUUUUAAAGUGGGAUUUGAAAAAGUCACCAUUUACCAAUACUGAUAAUAUGACAUUUAUCAAAACAGAACUCUCUAAGCAACCAGAAGUUAUUUUACGGAUUACAAAUGAGCUGGUUUCAUUUGAAUAUUUUACAAAUUUUAAAUUAAUUAAUAACAAUGAAAGUGACAAUGAUGGAUUAGGUGUCAUACUUGGGGGUGAUAAAAACUACGUAAGUAUAUAUAAUAUCCUUCUUUUUUCAGUAGAUUAA
This is a messenger RNA of Tetrapisispora phaffii CBS 4417, 1995 nucleotides long. RefSeq names its product dynein intermediate chain (gene PAC11). Gene Ontology annotation, cellular component: cytoplasmic dynein complex. Lineage: Eukaryota; Fungi; Ascomycota; Saccharomycetes; Saccharomycetales; Saccharomycetaceae. Gene Ontology annotation, molecular function: dynein heavy chain binding; dynein light chain binding. The transcript has a single exon. The record is from RefSeq and is a predicted model, not a curated record. Gene Ontology annotation, biological process: transport along microtubule. The coding region runs from base 1 to 1995 and encodes 664 amino acids.